AUGGCGACAUUUGCACGCCCAAUUGCGUCAAGCAUCGCCGGGGUGGACUUUACCGUCUACUCCGACGAGGAGAUCAAGAAGCUCUCUGUAAAAAGAAUUCACAAUACCCCAACUUUGGAUUCUUUCAACAAUCCUGUUCCUGGUGGUCUCUAUGACCCUGCCAUGGGCGCAUGGGGCGACCAUGUGUGUACAACUUGUCGUCAGAACUCUUGGUCGUGUACGGGUCAUGCCGGCCACAUUGAGCUCCCAGUUCCCUUAUACAACGUCACUUUCUUCGACCAUAUCUACCGCCUUCUUCGGGCGCAGUGUGUAUACUGCCAUCGUCUUCAAGUAUCUCGGGACAUGAUCAAUAUGUAUACUUGUAAACUGCGUCUUUUGCAGUACGGGCUCACCGACGAAGUUGCAAAAGUUGACGCCAUGGGGGCUGUCAAGGCUACCAAAUCCAAAGUCCAAAAGGCUACUGGUGACGAUUCCGACUCCGAGGAGGACGACCCUGAUUCCAUUAUGGAAAAGCGUAUCGCCUAUGUCAACCGGUGUAUCAAGGAAGCCAAGAGAGAUGGCAGGCUGGAGGGUUUAAUGGCUGGCGCAAAAAACCCCAUUGCUGCCGAAGGCCGGAGAGAGCUGGUCAAAGCAUUCUUCAAAGAUAUUACCGGCAACCGCAAGUGUGCGAACUGCAGCGGAGUGUCGCCUUCUUAUCGAAAGGACCGCUAUAAUAAGAUCUUCCGGAAACAGCUCCCCGAGAAAGCGAAGCUUGCGAUGCUUCAUGGAGGGUUUCAAGCUCCCAACACCCUGAUUCUUCUCGACCAAGAAAAGAAGGCAAGCGCCAAGAAAGAUGGGUCAGUGGCCAACGGUGUUUCUCAGGCUGACAGUGCCGUGACCGAAACGCACGGUGCCGAAGAAGAAAUCCUUCGCGGAGCUGCCGUCACGGCCCAAGCAACACAACCUGGAUCAACUGGUCAGGAAUUCAUGACAUCUUCUGAAGUAUAUGCUGCUAUGUGUCUUUUGUUUGAGAAAGAAGGCGAGGUUCUGCAAUUGGUCUACAACUCCCGUCCGGUACCGAAGGGAACCAAGCUCAUCAAUGCAGACAUGUUCUUCAUCAAGAGCCUUCUCGUUCCGCCCAAUAAGUAUCGCCCGGCUGCUGCGCAAGGACCUGGCGAAAUCAUGGAAGCAGCUCAGAACACACCUUUCAACAACAUUCUCAAGCAGACAGACGUCAUCAACCAAAUCAAGAAGGAGAUGCAGAACGAGAACGAAAAAGUCAUGAGUCGUGCGCGGAAUCUAAGCGACCUUCUCCAGGCUAUCGUGGCCCUCCAAGACUUUGUUAACGGUUUGAUUGACCGCGAGCGAACUUCUGUGACUGGCUCAGCAAUCGCUCAGCUGCCCAACGGUAUCAAGCAACUGCUUGAGAAGAAGGAGGGUCUUUUCCGGAAGAACAUGAUGGGAAAGCGUGUCAACUUCGCUGCUCGAAGUGUCAUCUCUCCCGACCCAAACCUUGAAACCAAUGAGAUCGGUGUGCCCUUGGUGUUUGCUAAGAAGUUGACCUUCCCUGAGCCCGUCACCAAUCACAACUUCUGGGAAUUGAAGGAGGCCGUGAUUAAUGGUCCUGACAAGUACCCGGGUGCCGCUGCCAUUGAAAACGAAAAUGGCCAGGUUAUCAACCUCAAAUUCAAGAGUCUAGACGAGCGGACUGCUCUUGCAAAUCAACUGCUUGCCCCGUCCAACUGGCGAUUGAAGGGAACCCGCAAUAAGAAGGUCUACCGUCACUUGACUACGGGCGACUAUGUCCUGAUGAACCGACAACCUACCCUGCACAAGCCCUCCAUUAUGGGCCACAAGGCCCGUGUUCUUCCCAACGAGCGGACAAUUCGAAUGCAUUACGCCAAUUGUAACACCUAUAACGCUGACUUUGACGGCGAUGAGAUGAACAUGCAUUUCCCCCAAAAUGAGUUGGCUCAAGCAGAGGCUCGUAUGCUCGCCGAUGCUGACCAUCAAUAUCUCGUUGCCACUUCUGGCAAGCCACUGCGAGGUCUGAUUCAAGACCAUAUCUCCAUGGGUGUCUGGUUCACGUGCCGCGAUGCCUUCUUUGACGAGGAAGACUAUCAUCAACUCCUAUAUAGUUGCCUUCGGCCCGAGAACUCGCAUAUUGUUGGUGAUCGCAUUCAGUUGGUUGAACCGGCUUUCCGGAAGCCCAAGUUCCUUUGGACCGGCAAGCAGGUUAUCACAACUAUCCUGAAGAACAUCAAACCAGAGAACAGUGGUGGUUUAACUCUCAAGAGCAAGUCUUCCACCCCAGGUGACCGGUGGGGAGAGGGCAAUGAGGAAGACAUCGUCAUCUUCGACGAUGGCGAGUAUCUUUGUGGCAUCUUGGAUAAAAAACAACUUGGUCCAACUGCUGGUGGACUGAUUGAUGCAGUUCACGAAGUAUAUGGACACACAAUUGCUGGAAAGCUGAUGAGUAUCCUCGGUCGCCUUCUGACUCGAUUCCUCAACAUGCGGGCUUUCACUUGUGGUAUCGACGAUCUUCGCUUGACCAAAGAGGGUGACCGUAUCCGCAAAGAGAAGCUGAGCACGGCCGCUGAGAUGGGCCGUCAAGUUGCCCUGAAAUAUGUCACUCUAGACCAGUCCUCUGUCGCGGAUCAAGAUGCGGAGUUGAAUCGACGGUUGGAGGAUGUUCUUCGUGAUGAUGACAAACAAAGCGGCCUUGAUAGUGUCUCAAACGCUCGGUCUGCCAAACUUUCCUCUGAAAUUACCAGCGCUUGCCUUCCUACAGGUCUGGCCAAGCCAUUCCCGUGGAACCAGAUGCAGUCGAUGACCAUUUCUGGAGCCAAGGGUUCAGGAGUCAAUGCCAACCUCAUUUCUUGUAACCUGGGACAACAGGUUCUUGAGGGUCGACGUGUACCGGUCAUGAUCAGUGGCAAGACGCUGCCAUCCUUCCGAGCAUUCGAGACUCAUCCCAUUGCUGGUGGUUACGUGUCCGGUCGUUUCUUGACUGGUAUCAAGCCUCAGGAGUACUACUUCCACGCAAUGGCUGGUCGUGAAGGUCUGAUUGAUACUGCGGUCAAGACGUCUCGCUCCGGUUAUCUACAGCGUUGUCUGAUCAAGGGUAUGGAGGGUCUCAGGGCUGAAUAUGAUUCCUCGGUGCGAGAGGCAUCCGAUGGGUCUAUCGUUCAGUUCUUGUAUGGUGAAGAUGGUCUCGACAUCACAAAACAGGUUCAUUUGCAGGACUUCAAAUUCCUCGCAGAGAACCAUCGUUCUGUUUCGAGGCAAGUGCAAGCCAGUCACUAUCGCGAUCUAGUGAACACGGAGGCAAUGGCAUGGAACAAGGACGCUCAAAAGGCGGUUCGCAAAACCCACAAUAUCGCGGCUAUGGACCCUGCAUUGGCAAAGUUCCACCCUGGUGGAAACCUGGGAAGUACAUCAGAAGAAUUCUCUCAGGCUUUGAAAAAGUUCUCGUCAGAAAAUUCCGACUUGUUCAGGGACAAGAAGGAUGACUCUGAGCUCAAAAUCAACAAAAAGUCGUUCGAAGCCCUCAUGAAUAUGAAGUACAUGAAGUCUAUCAUCGAGCCUGGUGAAGCUGUGGGUAUCAUGGCCGGCCAGAGUGUCGGUGAGCCAAGUACUCAAAUGACACUGAAUACCUUCCAUUUGGCUGGACACUCGGCUAAGAACGUCACACUCGGUAUCCCUCGUCUGCGUGAAAUCGUCAUGACGGCUAGUGCCUCCAUCAUGACUCCUACCAUGACACUCUACCCUGUCAAGGAACUUUCCAAAGAGCAGGGCGAGAUGUUUGCCAAGGGCCUCAGCAAGCUCAGUAUUGCCGAGGUUGUUGACAAGGUGCAAGUCAGAGAACGCAUUGGCUCGGGUGUUGGCCACGCGAAGGCUAAGAUUUACGAUAUUGUGAUUUCAUUCUUCCCUCCGGAUGAAUACACAAAGGAGUAUAGCAUUCAAGUUUCCGACAUUUACCGAGCCCUCGAGCUCAAAUUCAUUCCCCGCUUGGUCAAGCUCAUCAGGACAGAGCUCAAGAAGCGCAAUGAAGACAAGACGGGCACCAAGACCUCUACAGCUCAACCCGAGAUUGGAGUUUCGGUCGGACGCGUUGCAGAUGGCCCAACCGGCCCUGAUCGCGCAGAAGAGCCAGCGGACGAGGACAAUGAGGACGACGAAGAUGAUGCCAAGCGGGCACGUGGUGGCCAAAACCGCAACAACCAGGUUUCAUAUGAAGGUCCCGACGAUGACGAGCAGGACAUCAUUCGCGGGCAAGACGAAGUCGAUGUUGAUGAUGAUGACGAGGAGGUCGGGGAUGCUUCUGCUGAUGACUCUGAUGACGACUCUGAUGACGAGAAGGCUCAGGAGCAAAAGCUCCGCGAGGACAACGUGAAGAGCAAGUUCGCUGAGAUCAACAAGUUUGAGUUCGACGUCAAGAAGGGUACAACUUGCACUAUUCAACUCGAGUACGACAUUGAGACGCCCAAGCUUCUCCUGCUUCCAUUGGUCGAGAGCACCUGUCACUUUGCCGUUAUCCAGCAAGUCCUCAACAUUGGAAGCUGUGUUUACGUUGAAGGUGAUGACAUCAAGGGCGAGCCUCCUUGCAUCAUGACUGAUGGCGUCAAUUUGCUCGCCAUGCGUGAUCACCAAGAUGCCAUUAAUCCGCACUCCCUGUACACCAACUCUAUCCACGACAUGCUGAACCUUUACGGUGUGGAAGCGGCCCGCGCAACCAUCAUCCGUGAAAUGGACUCUGUGUUCAAGGGUCACAGUAUCUCUGUCGACAAUCGUCACCUGAACUUGAUUGGUGAUGUUAUGACCCAGUCCGGUGGCUUCAAGGCUUUCAGCCGCAACGGUCUCGUCAAGGACUCUACAUCACCGUUUGCCAGGAUGUCAUUCGAGACUACCGUUGGAGCUCUCAAGGACGCUGUUGUAGAGCGUGACUUUGACAACCUGAAGGGCCCAAGUAGUCGGAUCGUUGUUGGCCGCUCGGGAACUGUUGGUACUGGAGCCUUUGACGUACUGGCUCCUGUAGCAUAG
Molecule: messenger RNA, 5022 nt
Organism: Penicillium oxalicum
Lineage: Eukaryota; Fungi; Ascomycota; Eurotiomycetes; Eurotiales; Aspergillaceae
Product: DNA-directed RNA polymerase I core subunit RPA190
Exons: 5
Coding region: 1-5022 (1673 amino acids)
Biological process (GO): DNA-templated transcription
Cellular component (GO): RNA polymerase I complex
Molecular function (GO): DNA binding; DNA-directed RNA polymerase activity
Source: RefSeq, a predicted model, not a curated record